AUCCAGUAAAAAUAAAAAGAAAAAAGAAAACGUUUAAUAGCUUUCUCCUUUCAUAUUACCGGAGAGUCGAGGGCACUCAUUUUUGCCUACUUUCGAAGAUGGCUGUCGCUAAUCUGCAGAGAUUCGCUUCCCGUAUCGCACGAAACCCUUCAAUUUUCUCAAUAACCCGAUCUUCCGUUUCCGGGUCCUCAUCUCCAACCCGCACCGGAUCCGCCAAAGUUUCUGAUCGGAUUGUUAAGCUUUUCGCCGUUGACCCUGAAGGUCAUAAACGUGAAAUCAUCGGACUUUCGGGUCAAACUCUUCUCAAAGCCCUAACUAAUCACGGGUUAAUCGACCCGGAUUCACAUCGCCUUGAAGAUAUCGACGCGUGUUCCUCUGAGUGUGAGGUGCAUAUUGCUCAGGAAUGGCUUGAGAAGCUUCCAGAAGCUACUUAUGAUGAACAGUAUGUGUUGAAGAGGAAUUCUAGGGCUAGGGUUUUGAACAAGCAUUCAAGGUUGGGUUGUCAGGUGGUGAUUUCACCGGAGCUUCAAGGAAUGGUUGUUGCAAUUCCUGAGGCUAAGCCAUGGGAUAUCCCGUAAAAAGGUGAAAUGAAUUGUUUUUCCUAAGUUUGUGAUUUGGAAUUUUAGUGUUUUGAGUUAAUAAUAUGUGGAACUUGAUAGGCAAUUUGCGUUACAAUUGUCUGAAAGUUGAUGACUUUGUUGUUUUAAAUGAAUAUUUUCCCAAUUCCUGUA
Molecule: messenger RNA, 731 nt
Organism: Lycium barbarum (goji berry)
Lineage: Eukaryota; Viridiplantae; Streptophyta; Magnoliopsida; Solanales; Solanaceae
Exons: 1
Coding region: 99-578 (159 amino acids)
Biological process (GO): P450-containing electron transport chain
Cellular component (GO): mitochondrion
Molecular function (GO): 2 iron, 2 sulfur cluster binding
Source: RefSeq, a predicted model, not a curated record